AUGGCCGGUCUUGAGCUGCUGGGAAACGAGAUGAACUUCUCGAAAGCGACCACCGACGAUUUUCGGAAGAAUCUUUACAAAACAUUUGAUGUCUGUUUCGAUACAACGAUGCAAAACAUCGAAGCCAAGUACGACAAAGAGCCUGGAGUGCUGCAAAAGCUUCGAACACAGUUCGAAUCUCAAUUCGAUGUUUCUCAAAGCGGAUCCGAAUUCAGCUUGACAAAUUUCUGGAAAGAUACGAGCACAGCAGAGAAUUUGGAGCUGAUGACUGAAAUGGAGAGACUUUUCGAGAAGAAAUUGACCGAACACUUGGCGACGCAAUAUUUCAACGACAACGAGUUGGGCCCAUAUCUCGGGCGAUCGAUCCAUUUGCUCCAGAAAACGAUGGAGACAAAUUUCAAAGAUAUCAACGAGCAGCUUUCGUUUCAAAACACCGAUCUCAAGAAUUUCAUCGAAAAUCAGGCACAUUUGGAGCACGAGAGGAAAUUCAUUGAGGCGGGUCGAACUUUGGGAUUUUUUUAUUGU
Mesorhabditis belari is the source of this 525-nucleotide messenger RNA. The record is from the annotation of a GenBank genome assembly. NCBI's taxonomy places the organism in Eukaryota, Metazoa, Nematoda, Chromadorea, Rhabditida, Rhabditidae.